Messenger RNA from Doryrhamphus excisus (bluestripe pipefish), 1280 nucleotides. The record is from RefSeq and is a predicted model, not a curated record. NCBI's taxonomy places the organism in Eukaryota, Metazoa, Chordata, Actinopteri, Syngnathiformes, Syngnathidae.
CAAGUCAUUACUCUUCUAGACGUCAGACAUGAAAACACCGUGGUCGGUUUUACAUGUCCCAGGACUACUGAUGUCAACGUGUUUGGCUUGUACAUGGCGAAUUAAGUGAGAUCAGCGACGAGCGUUAACCAGCCUGCCGUCACAUCAGGCCGAUCCCGAGCGUGGUCCGCGUGGAGGAUGGGCAACGUGAUGCGAAGCAUGGGCAGCCGCCACAAAGACCACACAAGAGACCCCGGCGGCCCCCAGGAAGGGGCAGAGGACAACGUGGCGGUAGUACUCGCCGACUAUCCGCCUCCAGAAGUCAGCGAGCCCAUCUUCAAGAUGGGGGAGAAGCUCAGCAUCAUCUCGCAGGACGCCUACUUGUGGAAGGUGGGUUCCCUCCAGACAGGGAAGGAGAGCUACAUCCCCAAUAGCCUCGUGGCCAAAGUGUACCACGGCUGGCUGUUCGAGGGGGUGACGAGGUGUGAUGCUGAGAAGCUGCUUCUUCUACCCGGCAACAGGGUGGGCUCCUUUCUGGUGCGGGAGAACGCCACAGAGAGAGGUAAGUACGUGCUCUCGGUCAAGCACAACGCCAUCAAGCACUAUCGCAUCUCCAGGCUGGACAACAACUGGUACUACAUCUCGCCUCGCCUCACCUUCCAGUGCCUGGAGCACAUGAUCAACCACUACUCCGACACCGCGGACGGCAUGUGCUGCGUCUUGACCUCUCCGUGUUUGUCCAACCCGACGACUCCACCAGCAGGCGAGCCGCCAGUCGUCAUGAGGUGCCACUUUGACUGGAAUAAAAUAGACAGGAUGCAGCUGACCAGCACGGGCGACCACCACAACAACAUGGUGAGCUACGGCGUCAGGAAUAGCAUGGCCGACUACCUGUCCUUUUCCGGAUAUCACCAGGAAGCCCAACGCGUGAAGGGGGAAAACAGGAAGAGGAAGAGCAAAUCUGUUUACACAUUGCCCAAAAACGGCCUGGCCAACAUUGACUAUGAUGACCUCUAGAGUCCGAUGAAAAGACUUCUCCUACACUAGCUGCUGGUUUUAUACUUUAGCCUAAAGCCUGGUUUAAGCCACCAGUGUACGUUAGCCAGGCUUGCUUUAGCCCAGGGGUGGGCAAACCUUUUGACUCGCGGGCCGCAUUAAUUUAACAAAAUUGACGGGGGGGAUUAUGUAGUAUUUUACACGUAACAGUCCAUUUUUACACCUAUAUUUUUACAUAUAUUUUACAUGUAAAAGUGUCAUGCAAUCUGCUAUAUGUGCACUUUGAAAUCAUUUAUUUCAUGUAA